Messenger RNA from Magallana angulata, 1455 nucleotides. Its product is annotated as ubiquitin-conjugating enzyme E2 N. The transcript has 5 exons. The coding region runs from base 128 to 589 and encodes 153 amino acids. The record is from RefSeq and is a predicted model, not a curated record. Lineage: Eukaryota; Metazoa; Mollusca; Bivalvia; Ostreida; Ostreidae.
UGUCAGUUUCAUGACGAAAUACGAAAAUAUGACAGUUUCUAGCUUUACUUGAUCGGCAUUCGCCAUUUUGCGAGUGUAGAGAAAGAACGAAGUCUAGAACUACCAGACCAAACAGCCGCCUUGAAAUAUGGCUGGGUUGCCAAGAAGAAUAAUAAAGGAGACACAGAGAUUGCUACAGGAACCUGUACCGGGAAUUCAGGCACUCCCAGAUGAGAGUAACGCCAGAUAUUUCCAUGUUAUUGUAGCUGGCCCAGCAGAGUCUCCAUAUGAGGGUGGCACAUUUAAAUUAGAAUUGUUUUUACCAGAAGAAUAUCCAAUGUCAGCUCCUAAAGUUCGCUUCAUGACAAAGAUUUAUCAUCCUAAUAUUGAUAAAUUGGGUAGAAUAUGUUUAGAUAUUUUAAAAGAUAAAUGGAGUCCAGCUCUACAAAUAAGAACGGUCCUCCUAUCAAUCCAGGCUUUACUUAGUGCUCCUAACCCUGACGACCCUCUAGCCAAUGAUGUAGCAGAACAGUGGAAAGUUAACGAAUCACAAGCCAUUCAGACAGCUAGAGCAUGGACAAAACUUUAUGCCUCGCUAGACCGAGAAUGACAAAACUGUGUAGCUAAUGAAGUGACCAUGUUUUGUUGUGAACCAGACUUUGUAGAUAACAUCCGACAAAGACACCAUGAUUUAUCCUUGGUUUCCUCAGCAACAGCUUAACAGUGGAUUGCUGUUAAGACAGUGAUAUUUAUUUCUUUAUUCGCAUUAGUAUAAGAGUAGCAUGAGUGUCCAUUUUCAUUGCAUAAUGCACUCCACUGUUCUCAGUAUUAUUGUUUUGUUUUGGUUUUUAAAUGCAUUGAGGAAAACAACCUAUUCUGUUGUCAUUGUCAUCGAAUUUCAUUUGGCAAAAGUUUAAAACAAGAAAAAUAAUUAGGUUUUCACUGAAUAUAUAGUUCUAGUAAUCUUUAUGAACUGUCCAAAAUGUUUGUAUGUAAUUGUUGAUAUAGUGAAACUAAGUUAGAUUUCUUAUCCGACAAAUGUCUUGUUCCUUUCAUUUUAAUAACAGAACUCAUAUUUUGUUAUUUAUGAAUUAUCCUCAUUGAUACUUUUACUUUAUGUGAAGAAUUCUUCUUUUUGACUAUAUUUUCAGUGCUGCAAUUUAGUUGCUAAAUACUAAGUUCUAAAAUUAAAUUACCGGUAAAUAAAUUACAUAAGUGCUAAUGUCCCUAAAAGUUUCAUUUAUAUGCAGAGCUAACAUACAAGCAUAAUUUCUUGUGAGAAAAAUUGUGUAUUUUGUUAAAUGUAUCUUUUUGAAAUCAAGACAUGUACAAUUGAUUUACCCCAAGUGAGUUGUGUCCAGAAGAAAAUGUCUUACCUGUGAAUUCACAGGUAAGGGGUGAGAAUGUUAGCUUUUUCGUAACUUAUUGAAUGUGGACUUGUGUAUCAAGACAGUUUCAAUAAACUCUCAUUUGUUA